Patella vulgata (common limpet) is the source of this 7514-nucleotide messenger RNA. Its product is annotated as zinc finger CCCH domain-containing protein 4. NCBI's taxonomy places the organism in Eukaryota, Metazoa, Mollusca, Gastropoda, Patellidae. Bases 105 to 2540 code for a protein of 811 amino acids. The record is from RefSeq and is a predicted model, not a curated record. The transcript has 7 exons.
UUCCGUGUAAGUAUUUUCAUGCUGGUAAAGGAUGUUAUGCCGGAGUUGAUUGUAAAUUUUCACAUGAGUCAUUAACUGAAGAAACUCAGAUUUAUUUUGAUAGAAUGAUGGAAGAAGAGAUGAUACAAAGAAAACCAAGUUUAUUAGGUUCCCCACCGCAGCAUGUGAUAGACGAAGCUGAAAGAAUGAAGGAAAGGAUUGAACAUGUUAAAAAGAUUCCAUCUAUUUUUGAAAUUGAAACAUUUCCCCCCGGUCACAGUCCCAGAAAAUCUCCACAGAAAAAUAUUUCUCCUAUAAGGCCACCUGGUCCAGGGUUUUAUAAUGAAACUGGUCCACCAUUACUUCCCCAGGGACAUCCACCCAUGAACAACCAGGGACCUAUACAAGGUCCGCCGAUGAACAAUUUAGGAUCACAUAUGAACAAUAUGGGACCACCGUUGAACAGUCCACCAAUGAAUAACCUAGGUCCUCCAAUAAAUAAUUUAGGUCCAUCUGUGACCAAUCUCCGACCUCCUAUGAGUAUUCGCCCACCGUUUCCAGGAGGCCAGGAAAUACCUCCAAAUCAAGCAGGAGCUCAAGGUUCUGUGCUCAACAUGAUUGGUGCAAUAUUACGGACUGCAGCACCUCUGAUUGUGAAUCAAAUAUCUGGACAGCCACCCAAUAAUUAUUCAGGACCGAGGGAUAGUGAUUAUGGACAAAGAGAUAACGAUUAUGGACAAGGGGGUAGUGAUUAUGGACAGAGGGAUAGUGAUUAUGGACAGAGGGAUAGUGAUUAUGGACAGAGGGAUAGUGAUUAUGGACAGAGGGAUAGUGAUUAUGGACAGAGGGAUAGUGAUUAUGGACAGAGGGAUAACGAGUAUGGACAGAGGGAUAGUGGUUUUGGACACAAUAAUAAUGAACAAUCCAUGACAGAAAAUGAUCAAAAUUAUCCGACUGAUGUGAUGGGUACCAAACCUACAUUUUAUGGACAGAGUCAGGCUGUGUUAGAUAUGGACAAACCCAAACUUGAAAACAGUAUGAACAAAUUAUAUGAAUCCAAAGAUGUUUUAUCUGAAAAAAUGAGCAAUUUUCAAGAUGAAAAAGAUUCUAAGGUGGCGCCCAAUAAAGUACAUCUUGAUCCACGUAGUGCUAGAGCACAACUUGCAGCUCGACCUUUAGAGACGGAACCACCUUUAGUUUCAUCUGCACCUUUAUGUUCGGAGGAUGCCCAUCCAAAAUCUCAUCUAGAUGGUGAUGAGGGCAGUACAUUUAUGCAACAAAAAGAUGACUUUCCUACUCCCAAACUGGAUAUGGACUUUGGACCAAAGUUUGAAUUUAGUAGUUUGAAAGAUGAUAAUUGGUAUUCAAGUGAUGAAGAAGAAACAGGUGAUGAUGAAAAGCUCUGUAUUGUACAGCAGCUACCUGUAUCUAGUUCAGUUCCAUCAUUAAAUAAAAGUUCUACUAUUGAUAUUAUGGAGAUGAUAUCAAAUGUUAGAAAUGAUAAAUCACUACUUAGUUCAUCUUCAUCACUAGAAUCAAAAAAACCUGAAGUUAGACCAUCAUUUUAUUCUCCAUCCAUGACUUUGUCUCAGUCGUACAAUGUCAAACCUCAAGUUGAGGUGAGUGUUCCGGUCACACACUGUGUUCUGAAGAAUAUGUUAUAUCGAAUCAAAACUUUUACCUUUUCGAGUCAAGAUAAACCUUACGAUAAAUUACCAGUUGAUGUGAAUCCUGUAGACAGUAGGUAUCAAAGUGAUCCGCGGGUUCAAAAAUACAGUCAAAGAUUAGCACGAAAAACUCUAAUGCAACCUAAAUUAUUGGCGCCGGAGAAAAAGGUGGAUCGUGUGCAAUUACCCGAUUUAAACAUAAAUUCUGAUGGAACAAUUAAUGCACCAAAGCCUCGUGCUUUAGAUCCGCGUAUGUCAAGAAAUUUAAGUACUGGUAGUGAUGAUUCAAGACCACAAAUUCCAGAUCAACGUUCUUUACAGCAAGAUCAAAGAUCUGCAGCUCAGGAUCCAAGGUCUCAACUUCAGAGAUCUCAAGACCCUAGAUCUCCAAGCCAAGAUCCAAGACCCCAACAUCAAGACCCAAGGGCUCAGAAUAAGGAUCCUCGAUUCCAAGAUCCACGUUCUCAGGCUAAGGAUCCAAGAGCGCAACAUCAGGAUCCAAGAUCCCAACAUCAAGAUCCUAGAUCCCAACAUCAGGAUCAAAAAUCACAACAUCCGGAUCAAAGAUCACAACAGUUGGACCUGAGAUUGCAAAAUCAAGAUCCUAGAUCCCAGCAUCAAGAUCCUAGGUCACAAAGGCAAGAUCCCAGGAUGCGUAGAUCCCAAGAUUCAAAUGAUAGUGCUCUAACAUUGAAAUUAAAGAACAUGUUAUCAGACCCUAGUGAUGCUCAGCGACCAGGUUUACAGAGAGCUGACCCCCGUGUAUCGCGUUCAAUAAGUCUUGAGGGGAGCGCUCAAGGCAAAAAUGCUAUGGAAAAAUCAAAAUUAUCUAGUUUGUCAGAUUUUCCCUCUCUAUUGAAUAGACCAAAUCCUGAUCAGUUUGGGUUACACUGAGAAAUUGUGAUGUGUUGAGUUGUGAAAGUGAUUCGUAAAUGAUGAUAUACAGCGAAUUGGUGUGGUACAUGUACUUUGUAGUCAUUUAUAUAAUUGUGUAGCGCAGAGAAAUAAGGUGCAAGUAGUAGGGCACUUUCAAAGUAACAUAAUGUCAAUGUAUCAAAAUUAUUCUGUGUUGUGUGUGCUGAUGACUAGAUGGUAAUGAAUGACAUGAUUAUAUAAAAUAAGGUAUUUUUUUAUUACUGGAAAUAAUUGCUUACUUUAAUUUGAAACCAUAAAUUCAUCUAGCCAAACUGAUAGUUCAAUACUUAUUUAUUGCCAAAAUAUGUGAUUGCAUAUAAUAGAUAUAUUACAAAAUCUUUAAAACACACAGUGGUGUAAAUUUAUCUUUACAGAUCUACAUGUAUUUGAAAACAGAUAUUUAUGCUUUUAUAUUAUAAUUCAUGUAUAUGUGGUUAUCACCAUCUGGCCGUUUACAAUUUUUGUAAUUAGUAAAGUGAGUAAUGAGUGAUUAUGACUAGAAUCGUAAACAUUUCACAGGGGUACUAUGAUACUUUAAGAUCACAAGUAUAAAAUGGAUCCCCCAAAAUGAUGUGCCCUGCUUGCCGAAAUCUUGAAUUCCAAAAUGGUCAAUAAAAUAACCUAUUUUUUGUUCAAAUUCUCCUAUUCUACUGCAUUUCAGACAGGAUAUUAAGUAUCUGUGCCCAUGUUAAACAGGGGUCAAAAUUCGUGAAAUUGGAACGAAGGCAUUUUUUUCAAAAAAUGCCACAGUAAUUCCUUAGUCACUACGGCAGUUUUUAUUUGCACUUAGGCAAAACUUUUAAUUUACUUUCGUCACUACGGCAGUUUUUUAAACUGGGAAACUUUGACAUACAUAUCGUUAUUAUUACGAAAUUUGUCCAGAAUUAGGUCACCAACACACCCUUAAAUUUACGUACACCGAAGUCCAUAUGAAUAUCGUAAUAUGAAUCCGUUUUAUUUCUUCGAAAUCAGAAGACCUAAAAAUUCUUGAAAGUCCGCGAAUCUGCUUUGGCUCAGCGACACGAAGAUUCGUGCAAUUCUAUAAUCCAUAUCCACGUGAAUUCCACCAAAUAUAAGUAUCGUGGUACCAAACUUGCGUUUUAAAUGAAUACUGCGCCGUUGAGGUGUUAAAUUCUGAUUCUAAAAUAUCCAUAAUAAUACCGCAAAUUGAUUCUCAAAACACGACUUCACACCUGUGCAUGGCAUUAUAAUACUACAUGCACAUCGUGCGGCGGACAUGUAAAGCCCUCUGGAUUUUUUUUUCUUCUCACAACCCGUCUAUAUUUACUCUAACAAUUAUAUUAUAUGCAAUAUUUUCCCGACCUAAUUUUUUUAUUUGGUCAAAUUUUCCAGUAAAUUAUUCAUAGCCUUUAUAUCUGGAAAUUGUUUUGAACUUCUUAAAUGAUUAAAUACACUAGACAACAAGCUGUGUGUAUUUCCAUUCUAGCCACCAGCAUGUGAUGUUACGGUAGAAUUAGGUCAGAUAUAAAAAUACAGUCACGAGAACUCAGGAAAGAAACAAAACAAUAAAUUCCUACUUUCGAUUAUGCCGUGGAUUACGCACGUAUACAACAGUGAUUUUAUUGUCAACAUCGGCAAAUUGCCGUCGUGAUAUUCUUAAAUAAAUUACCACGGCUAAAUAUGCCGUAGUUAUUAUUUAUUUUCUACGGCAAUUUCGCUAAAUACUACGGCAAUUGCCGCGGGUGUCGUCGUGAAUUUUGACCCCUGGUUAAAAUUUGCUUACAAAAGCCGCCAUAUUAGAUUUUAUGAUGGUCUGCAUAAUUUACAUGUAUAUUGUCAUUCAUUUGUAUGCCCUUAUAUGCUUUCCAACUGUAUAUCCAACUGUUAAAUUCGCUUGCGACAUCCCCCAUACUGGAUUUCAAUAUGACAGACUGUUUUUAUACAUUCAUUUGUAUCUUAAAAAUUAUAAAUGCUGGAAGCAAAAUUCUUAUGCCCUGCUGCACCCAGUUAGUAUAUUCGAUUUCAUAUGCUGAUAAAAUUCAUUUACAGUAGCCGCCGUAUUGGAAUUCAAGAUGACCGCCAUUGUAUAUGGCUUUCCCAAUACUAUGUUGAGAUUUAGAAUUAUCAACUUUAUGGAUAUAUUUGGACAUACUUACUACUUUGAUUUCAUAGACAAACAUGCCAUAGUAAAUGUACCCCUGUGCAAAGUUUCAUGCUUCACUAAAUGCUUGAGACUUGUUGGGAUUUUUUUAUCUAGUCAUAACUAGGAUCUUUGUUAAGAUUUAGAGUCAUACAUCAGUGUUGUGCAGAGGUUUUGAACAAACUGUUUUGAGAUAUUUUUAAAAUCUUUGCUAGUUUGGUUAGGUUAGUUUUAAGAUGGAAACUUGGGUUCUGGUUCUGACCAUUCAUCGAAAACAUGUAAAUUCCAAGUUUGUUACAAAAUAUUAACUCCAAAAGUCGAUAGCCUACAUCUUGAUAUUGUAAUGAAUGAUAUUUUUUUCAUUUCUGAAAAUAUUUCCUUCUUUCAUUGUCAGAACUCUUUAAUUUACAGAAUAAUGCCUCUGCAGAGAACAGUGACUAUUUGACUGAUUGUUGUUGGUUAAUAGACACCAAUAACCUUAUCACUUUAUUUUCAGUAUUAAAUAAAUUAAAGACCAAUUGUCACUUCACUUACUUUUUAGACUAAUGCCCAUUACUUUAAUAAAAUUGCAAGUAUUACACAAUUUUCAUAUUACACAAUAUACAGAGAUACUGAUACAGCGAGUAGAAAUACUCCCAAACAUCAUUAUAAUUUUCAUCUGCAAUAUAUUCAGCCCCAGUGAACACUCAAAAAUGAACACUCAAAAAGACCAGAGGUGCUCUUGUACUACCCGAAGUUUGUCACCCUGCAAUCUGAUUAAAAUACAGAUGAUUAACCAAAAUUUGGAACUAUAAACAAUGAAACGAAAUAGGAUCUGUGUUUUAAUCAGAUUAGUCACCCUUGAACCAUUUGAUGAACUCCAUUGUGAACAAAGCGGCACCUGGGCAUAUGAUUUUGUUACCUGUCAGUACUGUUUUAUUGAUUAUGCAGAACCUAUUUAGAUUUCAAAUUCUACUCAAACAAACUUGUAUAAAUUACGUAUGUAGUGAACAUGAUUACUUCCCUUUGAAAUAUCCACUUAUACAUGAAGGUAAAAGAUUGUAUAAAAAUAAUUUUAAAUCGAUUGUACAUUGUAAUUAAAUUGAUUUUAGAAAUGAAUUUUAAAUUAUUUCAUGAUUCUUAGAAAUUUUAUAAACAUUUAAUUUAAUGUACCGUAGUUUUGAUUGUCAGUAUUUUAUCUGAGGUUUUCUUCUAAUUUUUACGGAAAUUACAAACAAUAGAAUGUUGAAAUGGCAUUACCAAGUGUCAUACCUACUUCGAUUUUCCUGUAAUUUGGUUUAUAUUAUACUAGUGUUGGCUGACAAAACUGAUAUUCUAAAUUUCAGCUUGAUAUGAGUAACAGUUCCUGAGUUAUGACCUAUUGAAAUUUGGCUAUUUUGGUUAAAAUGGGCCUGCUGUCUGUUCCUAUUCAAAUGCCCGUAGUUCCGUAACCAAUUGGUCAAAAUUUCUGCAUUGGGUAUUGCUGGGAAAGCCAUUCCACAAGGAUUCCAAUUUCCAAUCAAUCUAAUUAGAACACAGAUCCUGUUUCGUUUUGUUAUUUAUAGUUCUAAAUUCUGUUUUACUAGUCUUUACUACACUAGGAUCUGGUUGAUGUGAGGGAUUAUCCAAUGAAAUGGUCUGUUACAGCGAGUUCUUGGCGUGAGGUGCAUGGAACUGUGGGUAUCCCACUAGAAACACCAAUGCGGAUUGGUUAAUCAAAUGUCUGAUGUCGUAGUGUCAAAAGCCGCUUGUAUGACCCCUGACCACUACAACCGGUCAGAUCUUCAUGUAGUGGAUGCCAAGGAAAGUUUUUAAAAAAAAUGAAACGAAAUAUAGAUUUGUAUUUUAAUGCGAUUGAUUCCAAAUUGGGUAAAAUGACAGAAGUUUGAUAUCUGAUAUCUAUGUUUGACUUGAUUUUACAAAUUAACCCUUGGCAGUUGGAAUUCGAUAUUUCCCUCAUAGCACACUGUAUGGCGUAUGCCCGUCUUCAUUAGCCCAGGUUAGGAGCAGAACAGUAGGACGUUAAACUCCAUUUCAUAUACACCCAUUUUUUAUAUUGAGCAGAAAGCAUUGUAGGGCCAAUAUAUGAAUGAAGUUAAUCGCAAGUUCAUGCCUGUCACAAGGUCAAGUUAAAGAUCAAAGUAAAUAUCAUAAAGUUAUCACCCUUUAAAACACAAGUAGUCAUAUAUAAUUUCUAAUUAGGAAUCCUUGUGGAAUUGCCCUUCCAGCAAUACCCAUUACAGCAAACUGGACCAAUCAGUUACUGAGCAGCUAAAAUAAGCAUAUAAACCAAAUUUCAUCACAAUCAAAGGGGGUACAGUAUUGGGUGAUUUGACAUGGAUUUACCCAGUAAUGUAUUAUUUAUGUGAGCUCAUUUAGUAUGGAUCAAUAUUUGACACAGUCAUCAUACAUUUACAUGUGUGUAAUUGAUAAAGGAGCAAUAUACUAAAUAGUAGAUUCUAUUUCAUUAUAAUAAUUAUUAAGUUAUUGUAGAUUUAAAUUUUGAUAUUUAAUCACAUCUUAUUGUCAGCUACAAUACAAUAAUCAAAGAUUGCCAGCCCCUUUUCCCUCGUUUAUCUAACAGUGUCAAAAUUUAAUGGAUACUAUUCUUUUUUCCCUAAUAGUAUUAAUUUCUGAAUUGCUGUCUAUAACAAAUUUCUAGAGAAUUUGUGUGUGAGUAGGCUACUUUGAUUUUAAUGUUUUUUCUGCCGCCUUUAUGCUACAUGUACUUUUGUACAUACUUAUUAAGGACUAAAUUUGUAUAUUUGGCAAUAUACUUAAACUAAUAAUAGUCUGCUUUAUACAUGAUAAAUAUGUAUUGUAUAUUCAUAUUUCAUCCAGAAUCGUUAUAGAUAAAAGACAAUACAAAAUUA